AUGAAGUUCACUUUUUUUACUGCAGCGUUGGCUCUGGCAGCCAGCACAUCUGUUGCAGCAUUACCACAUGCAUCCUCUGACCUAGACCGGCGUGACGCCACUUCUCACGACAUCCCCGGGUUUUUCAGCAAGACCUGCACCAGCGAGAAGAUGACCAUCCGUAAGGAAUGGCGCCACUUGACUAAGAAACAGCAAAGCAGCUUCCUUGAUUCGGUCCAAUGCUUGAUGGAGAAGCCCGCCGAGUCCGGACUGACGGCGACAACCAGUCGCUUCAGCGAUCUCCAGGCCCUUCACCGCGGAAUGACCAACACGGCAUAUGCUGAUAUCAUUCAUCAUGUGGGACAAUUUCUCCCCUGGCACCGCUACUACAUGCACAUUUACGAGACUCUGCUCCGUGAUGAAUGUGGUUAUAGCGGCCCUAUCCCCUGGUGGGAUGAACAAAAAGACGCGGACAGCGGUAACAUGUGGCAAUCGUCGAUGUGGGGGGCAGACGCCUUUGGAGGCAAUGGUACUGGAUCGGACCUCUGCGUGCGCGACGGCCGGUUUUCCAACUACACUUUGCACAUUGGCCCUGGGGACGAGGACACCGACUAUUGCUUGCGCCGCGCAUGGGACACCGAGAAUGCUAUUGUCAAUGCCAACAGCAGCGCACUCAACAUGUGCAAUGCCUACAACACUUACGCUCCUUGGUGGGACUGCGUUUCUAACAUCCCCCACAAAGGUGUGCACACCUAUAUCGGUGGCGUGAUGGCCGAUAUCAAGUCUUCCCCCGGCGACCCCAUCUUCUUCAUGCACCACAUGUACAUUGACCGCGUCUGGUGGCUGUGGCAGAAGGAGGAUCCCAUCAACCGGCUGUAUGACAUUAGCGGCCCGACUUUGAACCACACAGCCAAUGUGGAACCGGCCGGUGGAUGGCAGAAUGCCACGCUUCACUACGAGCUCUCAUCCUUCAACAUCAUGCCUAAUACCACCAUUGGCCAUGUGAUGAACACCCAGGGCGGAUAUCUCUGCUACGGCUAUGAUUAG
This is a messenger RNA of Aspergillus sclerotioniger CBS 115572, 1026 nucleotides long. Its product is annotated as tyrosinase family protein. The record is from RefSeq and is a predicted model, not a curated record. The coding region runs from base 1 to 1026 and encodes 341 amino acids. The transcript has 4 exons. Gene Ontology annotation, molecular function: oxidoreductase activity. NCBI's taxonomy places the organism in Eukaryota, Fungi, Ascomycota, Eurotiomycetes, Eurotiales, Aspergillaceae.